Molecule: messenger RNA, 2803 nt
Organism: Abrus precatorius (Indian licorice)
Lineage: Eukaryota; Viridiplantae; Streptophyta; Magnoliopsida; Fabales; Fabaceae
Product: 5'-3' exoribonuclease 3-like
Exons: 21
Coding region: 73-2523 (816 amino acids)
Biological process (GO): nuclear-transcribed mRNA catabolic process
Cellular component (GO): nucleus
Molecular function (GO): 5'-3' RNA exonuclease activity; RNA binding
Source: RefSeq, a predicted model, not a curated record
GAUGUGUUUAGGAAUGUGUUUGACUACAUAGAUCGCCUUGUUGACGCUGUUAGGCCUCACAAGCUGAUCUAUAUGGCUAUUGAUGGAGUUGCCCCACGUGCCAAAAUGAACCAACAAAGAUCAAGACGUUUUCAAACUUCUAAGGACAAUAAAAUUCGUGAAGCUGAGGAAGAAAGAUUGCGAAAGCAAUUUGAAAUGGAAGGCAAACAAGUUCUUCCUAAGCAAGAAUCUGAAGUGUCAGAUUCUAAUGUCAUAACACCAGGCACAGAGUUCAUGCAUGAACUCUCAAAGGCCCUUAAAAGCUAUAUCUCUUCAAGAAUAAGCGGUGAUUCAUUAUGGAACUAUGUUAUGGAUGCUGAUCUAAUAAUGCUUGCAAUGGCAACUCAUGAGCCCCAUUUUUCAGUAUUAAGAGAGGAUGUACCUAUUCAGCAGCUGCAGCAGCAAAAAAUUGUUGCUAAGCCUUUCAAGUUUUUGCAUAUUUGGUUGUUGAGGGAAUAUCUUGAGAUAGACAUGAAGGUAGAAGAUCCUCCCAAAAAUUUCAGCUUUGAAUUGGAUCGGAUCAUUGAUGAUUUCAUCUUCAUGUGCUUUUUUGCUGGAAAUGAUUUUCUACCCCACAUGCCAACUUUGGAAAUUCACGAGGGGGCUAUUGAUUUACUGAUGACUGUUUACAAGAAAGAAUUCAAUAAUCUUGGAGGAUAUCUUGUCGAUAUGAGCCGGAUUGGUGAGAAAAAUGCUGCUUUUAUUAAGUUAUCAAGAGUUGAAAAAUUUAUACUUAAGGUUGGCACCUACGAAGAGAAAAUAUUUAAGAAAAGAUCCGACAUUAGGGACCGGCAGUUGAGAAGGCUUAUUAAUGAUUAUGAGGAUGCCAAGCAGGAAGAAAAGAAUGUAACAUGUCACUCUGUUCUUGACAAUGAAAGUACUUCUGAUUGUGCUCUUCUAAUUUGUAAGGCCCCAGCUUCCAAAGAGGUUUCUGUUCCAGCUACAUCUGCUGAAAUUUUUCAGAACACAAAGGAUUUAAGAGAUGAAUUAAGGAAAUGUAUGAGAGAAAAAUGUAACUUGUUUAAGAGUGGGGAGUACCUCAUUGACAAGAUAAAACUGGGAGCAGCUAGCUACAAAGAAAGGUAUUAUAAAGUGAGGUUUUUUGUAGAGGGCCCUACUGACAUUGAGUGCAAAAGGAAAGAAAUAGUCCAAAAGUACACAGAAGGAUUGUUGUGGGUUCUUCAAUACUAUUUUUCUGAUGUUGCUUCGUGGACAUGGUUUUAUCCAUUCCACUAUGGUCCAUUUGCUUCGGACUUGAAGGGAAUGGGUCAGGUGAGGGUAAAAUUUGAAAAAGGUGUCCCAUUCUUACCACUUGAUCAACUUUUAAGUGUGCUGCCCCCUCAAAGUGCUCAUGCACUUCCAAAAGCCUAUGCACAAUUAAUGCUGGAUGAACAUUCAAGAAUAUUAGACUUUUAUCCUCAGGAUUUUGAAGUUGACCUAGAAGCUAAGCGAUUCUUGUGGCAGGGUAUCUGCAAACUUCCAUGGAUAGAAGAAAGCCGGCUUUUGGCUGAAACCGUAGAUCUCAAAAAUCAAUUAUCUGCAAAUGAAGCCAUAAGAAAUUCAGUCAAACUUGAUUGCUUGUUUGUUAGAAGGUCUAACAAAUUAGUGGAGAAAAUAUGUUCCCUUUGUCUCGGGGAAAAUUCAUCUUACAAGUUGAACAUGAGAAUAUGUGAUGGCAUUGGGGGUAUCAUAAGUCUUUGCCAUGAAGGUGUUGACAAGCCUUGCUUGGGGAUGGAGAUUUGUGACAACGAAAAAACAAAUUGUGUCCUAUAUGUCUAUUAUGAAGUGCCUGCUGGUAAUCAUAUUCCUCGUUUAUUAUCUGGUGUAAAUCUUCCAGAGAAGACAAUCUUUGGGGGUGACAUUAUGGAAACAGAACUCUGGCAUGAGCGGCAGAACCAUAGUCGUUUUGAGAGGGUGCAGAAUCAAGUCAGAUGGAGGAGUGAACACACAGAGAGAAGCACUUCAAAGUUUUCUCCAAAUGCAACUACUCAUCAUACAAGAAACUUUUCAUCUAAUAUGCCUCCUGAAGUCAUGCACAAAGGUGCUACUGGUGUUGGAUGGAGUGUAGGUAGAGGCAAAGCAUGCAAUAGUUCCAACGUGAGAGGAAUUGAUGCAAUGUCCAGUCAAAGAAUGCCAUCAUUGUCUCCUUUUCAUAAACAACAUAAGGAUGCAGGAUCUUAUCAUGUCACUACUACUAGAGACAUAAGAUCACAACACUUUGUGGACAACUUUAGACAACUCAGAAUAUCAGAGUCUAAUCAUUUGCCAAGGCCUGGUGACAGAUCUCAAUUUCAGCCAUAUAAUAAUGGUUACACAAAUCAGUCAACAAAUCCUCCUUAUCAUCAAGGUUCACAAUCUGAGAUCAGGCUUCAAAAUGGCUCCAGUAGAGUUAAUUCAUGGAAGAGUGCUUCCACAAACAGCUCAUUGCGACCUCAAUGGAAUGGUGCAAAGUCUUACCAAGUGAAAGAUCAAAAUCGUUGGUAAGAAAUUGCAUAUUUGGAGUGGAGCAAAUAGAAGCUUGAUAGUGUUUUGGCCCAAGACUAUCCUUUUUUAUCUUGAAGUUAUUAAAUGUUUUUAUUUAUUUUGGCUAAAUUAAAUGUUGAAAAAAUGGAAGAUGUUGAUUUUGUACCAAGUAGCAUUGAUGUUUUGUGUUUGAUCUCCUGUUACUAAUGACUAUUUAUAGGGUACAACUUAAUAGGAGGUGCUUUUUUGUAUGUGAUGUUGUUUAGUUACUCUUUUUAACAUCAGCAAUACUGUGCGUUGU